AUGGACUCCAUUUUUAUGGUUUUGGAACUGUUUAGGAUUGUCCGUGCCAAAAAUCGUGACGAAUUGAAUUUCUUGGAGUUUAGGACUCGUGGACAUUAUGAUAAGGACGCUGUUGAAGAUGGGUUUAUUAUUAAUACUUGUGAAGCAAUUGAAGGUGAGUUUAUUGAAGAUUUCCGGCGAGCUAAGGCUGGGAAGAGAGUGUUUACUGUUGGCCCUGUUCAUCCUCUUAUGGUUGUUGGUAGUGUUCGGAGAAGUGAGUGUUUGGACUGGCUUGAUAAGCAAGUGGAGAAGAGUGUUUUGUAUGUUGCCUUUGGUACUACUUCUAUGAUGUCUGAUGAACAGAUAGAAGAGCUAGCAAUUGGAUUAGAGAAGAGUGAGCAAAAGUUUAUAUGGGUCCUGAGAGAUGCUGAUAGUGGUGAUGUAUUUGCUGAUGAACAAAACGCUGACAAGAGAAGAAGAAAGUUGCCACCAGGAUAUGAAGAAAGAUUGAAAGGUGUUGGAAUGGUUGUGAGAGAUUGGGUUCCACAGUUGGAAAUACUAGCACACAAAGCCAUUGGAGCAUUCAUGAGUCACUGUGGAUGGAACUCAUGCAUGGAGAGCUUGAGUUUUGGAGUGCCAAUUCUUGCAUGGCCCAUGCACUCGGACCAACCAAGGAAUGCCAUGUGUGUGAGUGAGUAUUUGAAGGUGGGGUUCAUGGUGAGGGAUUGGGAACAUAGAAUGGAAGUUGUGAGCUCAAUGGUGAUUGUGGAGGUGGUGAAGAGAUUGAUGGUGAGUGAUGAAGGGAUGGAGGUGAAGAAUAGGGCAAGGGAACUUGGUGAACAAAUUAGGGCUGGUGUUUCACAUGGUGGUUCUUCUUGGAAGGAGAUGCAAUCCUUCAUUUCAUAUAUUAGUACAUGAUUUGAGAUUUCUUAUUUUUAUUUUUAUUUUGU
Dioscorea cayenensis subsp. rotundata (Guinea yam) is the source of this 929-nucleotide messenger RNA. RefSeq names its product zeatin O-glucosyltransferase-like. The coding region runs from base 1 to 897 and encodes 298 amino acids. NCBI's taxonomy places the organism in Eukaryota, Viridiplantae, Streptophyta, Magnoliopsida, Dioscoreales, Dioscoreaceae. Gene Ontology annotation, molecular function: UDP-glycosyltransferase activity. The record is from RefSeq and is a predicted model, not a curated record. The transcript has 3 exons.